Messenger RNA from Mesorhabditis belari, 423 nucleotides. Lineage: Eukaryota; Metazoa; Nematoda; Chromadorea; Rhabditida; Rhabditidae. The record is from the annotation of a GenBank genome assembly.
AUGCUUAAACUUGUGGUGAUUUUUCUCGUCUCUUUCUCGUGUAUUUCAACGAAACCACAAUUUUAUGGAAAUCCGUACGGAGGACAAGGAAUGUACAUGGGUGGCCAAUAUUCUCCAGGUAUCCCACCACCAAUGUCUUCUCAAUAUUAUCAGCAACCACCCCCGCCACAAUCCGCAUAUCAACCACCAAUGAUGGGACCACCAAUGGCUGAAUCGAUGGAGAAUUUCGAUGAAACUGAGAUCAAACAAACGAGAAGAUUUGGGACAAGAAGGAGGAUUGGAUCACCUCACUCCAAAGUGAUCGUUCAUCAUGUCUAUGAGCCGAUGGGAUUCAUGGGCGGACCGGGAAUGUUUGGUGGUGGAUCUCCAAAUGGUGGCCUCGUUGGUGGAGUCUUUCAAAUGCUCUUCGGGACAAGAAAGAAA